UCGAAAGAGUUCGUUCAACUACGAUGGCGAAGGUGGCGAUACUGGUCAUGAUAGCUCUGCAAGUUUUGGCGGGAAUCCAUUCGGAAGACCUGCCCAAGAACUACGAGUACUAUGCGGGUGACGGGAUCGUGUCCGGUUUGAACGCGGACCAGAGGUAUUUCCUACUCAAUGGCAAAAACAUCACCAUAUUUAGCGGGGCUUUUCACUAUUUCCGCGUGCACAAAUCCUCUUGGAGGGACAGGCUGCGGAAAAUGAGGGCGGCAGGUUUGAACACGGUCGAAACGUACGUCGCAUGGAAUCUGCACGAAUAUAAAUCCGGUGUAUUUGACUUCGGCAAUGGAGGUUCGGAUUUCGAAGAGUUCCUCGACAUCGCUGAGUUUUUGAAAAUAGCGCAGGAAGAGGAUUUGUUCGCGCUAGUGAGAGCCGGCCCUUAUAUCUGUUCCGAAUGGGAAUUUGGUGGAUUGCCGAGUUGGUUACUGCGAGAAGAAGGCAUAAAAUUAAGAACAAGCGACCCCGUGUACCUGGAGUACGUUUCCAGAUACUUCUCCGAACUCGUGCCCAUUUUGGCGAAACUCCAGUUCACCAACGGAGGCCCAAUAAUCGCGCUGCAAGUCGAAAACGAAUACGGAAACACUGGGAAUAGCGAUCCCGAUUAUUUACACGCUCUCAAGGAUCUUUACAUCAGCAACGGCAUCAAAGAACUACUGUACACGUCUGAUCCGGCGAGUGCUGGAACUAGAGGAGCGCUAGCCAACGAACUGCUGAUGACAGCCAAUUUUAAUAAUGAUCCGUCUUGGAAUUUGAACACUUUGGAUUCGCUGCAGAGCAACAAACCGACCAUGGCGAUGGAGUACUGGUCAGGGUGGUUCGAUCAUGUGACCGAAGACCAUCAUACGGUGGACAUCAACACUUACAAAAGUGUCUACGAAGGUAUCCUCUCGCAUCCCGCUUCCGCUAAUAUAUACAUGUUCGUCGGCAGUACCAAUUUCGGCUUCACCAAUGGUGCCAAUUCGUUGUACGGGGGUACGGACAAUUCUGGACUCCAGCCCGAUACGUCAAGUUACGAUUACGACUCCCCGAUUUCCGAAAGCGGAGAAAUCACGGACAAAUGGACGGCGACGAAAGAGCUCAUCGAGAAAUACAAUCCGGUGAAAACCGCGUUGCCCGAGUUGCCUGAAACUCGGGAACGGGCGGUUUACGAUGAUAUCAAAAUCGAACAGCAAAUCCUCCUAUCGGAGAUCAUUAAUGAGUUCCCGAAUAAAAUCGAAAGCGAAAAGGUCGUACCCAUGGAACUUUUAGACAUCAACGACGGAUCAGGUCAAAGUUACGGAUACAUCGUGUACCGAAAAACAAACAUCGAUCUUAAAGCUGGAGCUACGCUGACUAUAAAGGGCUACGUGAGAGAUCACGUGCUCAUCUUAGUGGACGGCGAGUUGAUAUCGCCGGUACUUUCCAGCAAAAGCGACUUGGACAAGUUCGGGUACUGGAGAUUACGCGAUUCUUCGAUCGAGCUCACCAAACAAGACUUGCUAGGCGCUACUUUAGACUUAGUGGUUGAAAACAACGCUAGAAACAACUACGGCAGUCUCGAUCAGUUCCAACAGUUUAAGGGCCUAACCGAGGACGUGCUGGUAGACGACCAAGUCGUUUCCAACUGGCAGAUCGUGCCGCUGGAGUUCAAAAAGUCUUGGAACCAACAACUCUCCGGAUGGCACCCCAUCAAAACUAAGGACGCCACACCCGCUCUAUAUAGGGUUAGCUUUAAUGUCACAGACCCGAAAGACACGUACGUUAACGUUCAAGAUUGGAACAAAGGUUUCGUCAUUAUUAACGGUUUGGUCCUCGGCAGAGUAUUUGCUGUAGGUCCUCAGCAAGCGUUGUAUCUGCCUGCCGGACUUCUCCGGGAAGGCGUCAACGAACUUAUCAUUUUCGAACACUUUUCAGCUCCAGACGUCGUCAAGUUCUCGAAAGACCCCAUCUGGGGUGUCGGAACCAACAUCCAUUAAGCUGUGAUAUUACUUGUGAUGUUUGAACUAAAUAAUAUAG
Molecule: messenger RNA, 2046 nt
Organism: Cylas formicarius (sweet potato weevil)
Lineage: Eukaryota; Metazoa; Arthropoda; Insecta; Coleoptera; Brentidae
Product: beta-galactosidase-1-like protein 2
Exons: 8
Coding region: 24-2006 (660 amino acids)
Biological process (GO): carbohydrate metabolic process
Cellular component (GO): vacuole
Molecular function (GO): beta-galactosidase activity
Source: RefSeq, a predicted model, not a curated record